Molecule: messenger RNA, 1949 nt
Organism: Humulus lupulus (European hop)
Lineage: Eukaryota; Viridiplantae; Streptophyta; Magnoliopsida; Rosales; Cannabaceae
Product: UDP-glycosyltransferase 88A1-like
Exons: 1
Coding region: 267-1673 (468 amino acids)
Molecular function (GO): UDP-glycosyltransferase activity
Source: RefSeq, a predicted model, not a curated record
AAAUUAAUUCAAUGUUUAACAAAAUUAUUCAAAAAUAUAAUACGAAUGGUCUCAGCCAACAAAACAAAAUAACAGUCGUCAUUUUUUUUCUACAAUAUCAAAACAACAGUUUUUCAAUCAUGUGUAUGUAUAGUCAUAAAAAUAUCUCCGUCCUUGUCAAAAAUACAAUCAGCAACUUUACAGACUUUGAAGCUCCGUACGUGAAAGAUAUAAAACCAUAGCCCAAACAAAACUCAAAGUAAACCAUAGUUAGCUGAAUCCUGAAGAUGAACUCAACAGUAGUCCUAUAUCCAGCACCAGCCAUAGGCCACCUCAUCUCCAUGGUGGAGCUCGGCAAGCUCAUACUCACCUUCAAACCAUCCCUCUCCAUUCACAUCCUCAUCACCACCGCUCCAUACUACUCUGGCGACACUACUUCGUACAUCACCACGGUCUCCGCCACCACUCCUUCCAUCACCUUCCACCACCUCCCAUGCAUCGACCUCCCUCCCUCCAUCUCAACCUCUUCGCUCCACCACGAGAACCUCCUCUUCGAACUCAUCCGCUUCAACAAGCCCACCGUACUCCAAGCUCUCAGCUCCAUCUCGCAAAACAACGUCAUUCACGCUUUCAUCAUCGACUUCUUCUGCGCCGAAACACUCACUGUCUCUACUCAGCUAAAAAUCCCCUGUUUCUUCUUCUUCACCUCGGGGGCGUCUGCCUUAGCUGCCUUUUAUUAUUUGCCGACCCUUCACCGAAAUUCCCAGAAGAGCUUCAAAGAUCUAAAUAUCCUUGUCGAUAUUCCUGGAGUACCACCUAUUCCGUCUUCUGACAUGUGGAAACCGAUUCUCGACCGUCGUGAUAAAGUCUAUGACAGCUUUCUUGCAUGCUCGACUUAUUUCUCUGAAUCUACCGGAAUGAUUGUGAACACGUUUGAGUCACUGGAGCCGAGAGCCAUCAAAGCCAUAUCAGACGGCUUUUGCGUCCCUGAGGGCCGUACUCCUCCCAUCUAUUGUAUUGGCCCGUUGAUUCUUACCAGAGAUCAGGGAAGAGGAGAAGUGCAGUCCGAGUCAAUGAGGUGGCUCGACUCACAACCAAGUCGAAGCGUCGUUUUCCUUUGUUUUGGAAGUCUGGGGUCGUUUACAGUUGAGCAAUUGAGAGACAUAGCCGCUGGGCUGGAGAAGAGCGGGCAGAGGUUCUUGUGGGUGGUGCGCAGUCCGGUCAGCGUGGUCGCUUCAGGUGUGCCCGACCUGGAUUUGGAUUCGUUGUUACCUCACGGAUUCUUGGAUCGGACUAAGGAGAGGGGAAUGGUGGUGAAGAAUUGGGUAGAACAAGUGGAGGUGUUGAAUCAUGAAUCGGUAGGUGGAUUCGUGACUCACUGCGGAUGGAACUCGGUGCUCGAAGCUGUGUGUGCUGGCGUUCCCAUGGUGGCGUGGCCACUCUACGCAGAGCAGAGGUUCAACAGAGUGGUGUUGGUUGAGGAGAUUAAGAUUGUUCUGCCUAUGAAUGGGUCUCCCGAUGGGUUUGUGAGCGCUGAUGAAGUGGAGAAGCGAGUUAAUGAGUUGAUGAACUCAGAAAGGGGUGACUCGGUUCGGAAUAUGGGACUGAGAAUGAAGAAUGAAGCGAAAGCCGCUUUGACAAACGGUGGGUCGUCUCAGGUUGCGUUGACCAAGCUCACAGAGUCAUGGGGCUAGCAGCUUAUGAUUUAUGAAUAAUGAUUAUUACUAUUAUUUACUCGCGAAUAAUGAUUAUUUAAGUCGUCCGUUAGUAGCUGUUAAUAUUAGUUUGUGAAAAACUUUAUUGAAUCCGUUAGGAAGUGAGAAAAAGAUGAAGAAAAAAUAACAACCGCCGAUUUUUAUUCAUCUUAUAUAAGCACGGCAAAAUAGACAGAUUCUCUGUCCAACAAAGAGAAAGAGAUGUCAAUUUUUUUUUCUUUCUAUCUCACUAUCUGGACGGAAACAAAUUUCUUA